AUGAGCUUCUCCACAACUGGAAACGGCCUAGGCGGUGGUAGGCGGGCAGCUGCUCCAGAGGGCCUGGGAGACGCCCUGCGUAGACCGUCGGCCACGCCAGACCUGCCUCUUGGUGGUGGAAGGUUGUUGAAGUUGGUGUGUGUCGUGCGUGGGGUGCUCCCAGGCUUCCGCCUUGUGUCCCUGCAUGGCCCCAGGGGGGCGGGCAGCGGAAGUCCUGCUGACGUUUCCUCAGUGCCUUCUCUCUUUUCUAUCCUUUUCUGUCUCGCAGCCUCAUCUCCUAAGCCCCUCCCUCCUUCUGGCUCCUCCUCCCUGUCCUGUCUGAGCCCUGACUCAUCUUCUUCUCCCCGGAGCCCCUGGCCAGCCUCCGGCUUGGGCUCUGAGACCGCCACGGUCACCUUGCUGCCGCCCUUCCUAAGUGACCAGGCACAGCACGUGCAUGCCCUGGGGACCUUCCAACUCUUCUGUCAGGCCACAGGUCCUUCAGAUGUUCGCUUUGUCUGGGAGAAGAAUGGGCAAGAGCUGGAGACCUGUGUUCCUGUGCAGACCCACACGCUGUCCGAUGGCAGGGCCCACGUGCUCAGCUGGCUGCAAGACUCCAUCCGAGAGAGCUCUGAGUACCGCUGUUGGGUUCUGUCCUCAGCAGGAAACAGGACCUCAAAAGUGCGGGUCACUGUGAUGAGACACGAGGCAACCCACCAGGAGAAGUGGACCAGAGAGCUCGCUGCCUGGAGGACCAUGGUUGGCGAGCACGAUCGCAUGCUGCAGAGCUGGAGGAAGGCAUGGGUAAGCUGCAGGCCACAGGUGGACGUGGGGGCAAAUGGUUGGCAGCCUGCUGCCUGCAUCCAGGGCCAGGGCCGUACAGCCUUCCCCCUCCUGCCAAAAGACUGCCCCAGCUUCCUGCAGCUCUUGUUUCUUACCUGUAGAGAAGUUUGUUUUUCGAGAGCUCCACCCCAGCACCCACAGCCCUUCAACCCCAGGUGAACCUUGCCUCUUCUCUGUCACUGCCUGAGGGUGGAAGGUGGAAGGCAAUUCAAUGGUGGCCAAGUGGCCUGAGCUGGCCACUCCCUGGACAGGGCACUUAGCAGUGGCUGGCACAGCAGGUCAGAAGACCUCAAGUGGUGAACGCCUUCAACUAGAAAAACUGGAAGGUGGGGUGGUUAGUGCUGGUGAAGCAGUGUCUGUCUUGGGCUGGCUUGUGACCUCGCCACCCUGGGGCCCGGCAGCUCUGGGCUAGGUGCUCCUGUUGCUGCACCCUGUGGAAGACAGGGAGCAGUGACUUCUUGAGCCCCAGUCCUGCAAAGGGCAGGUGAUGGCACGCUGGGCGAGCUCCCCACCUGGUUCCCAGCCACUGAGGUCAGAGUUCCCAGGACAGCACCUCCCCAAGGUUUAUUACUGACAUGCUGCCAGACACAGGGGCAGCUUGCAAAAGCACAAGCCCCGGGUUUUAAAGGUUUCUGGCCUAAAUGGCUACCAAAAGCCUCUCGAGUUGGUGCUAGCAAAGGGGGCAUUUAUAAUUGAUCUUUAAAAUUAGUUUGGAGACAGGGCUUCCUGCUGAACAGGUUGGUGGGAGAGCAGGAGGGUGUCCUGGGAGCCCGGGCCAAGCGGAGACAGGGACUGGGAGCCAUAGGACCAUACUGCGUCCGCCUGCCCCUGCUCGUGGGACACUCAUGUCUAAGACAGCGAAAGGAACUGACCACUACAUGAGAAACUGAGUCAGAGAAAAGGCCCCUCUGUUCAGCUAAGAAAUCAAAGACCUCAUUGCUCUUUCAGGAAAGCUGUGACAAGGAUACCUUUUAGCCACGAGGAGGCAGCUCCUGAGACAACCCUGAAGCAGACCCUGCCGCCCACCAUGGUCCCUCAAGGCCCCACACCUCUGCUGUUCCAGCUCUCCCUGCUCAGAACGCGUCCCCAUGCCUGUGCAUACCGUCUCCCCCGUUUUUUUUUUUUUUUUAAAUCAACUGCUUACCAUGACAGGAGGGUCUCUCUGGCAGAAGCAGUUCAGUAGGCUACGAAGAGAAAGAAA
This is a messenger RNA of Loxodonta africana (African savanna elephant), 2023 nucleotides long. RefSeq lists its product as uncharacterized. The transcript has 5 exons. NCBI's taxonomy places the organism in Eukaryota, Metazoa, Chordata, Mammalia, Proboscidea, Elephantidae. The coding region runs from base 1 to 981 and encodes 326 amino acids. The record is from RefSeq and is a predicted model, not a curated record.